Molecule: messenger RNA, 3141 nt
Organism: Parasteatoda tepidariorum (common house spider)
Lineage: Eukaryota; Metazoa; Arthropoda; Arachnida; Araneae; Theridiidae
Product: trifunctional enzyme subunit alpha, mitochondrial
Biological process (GO): fatty acid beta-oxidation
Cellular component (GO): mitochondrion; mitochondrial fatty acid beta-oxidation multienzyme complex
Molecular function (GO): long-chain (3S)-3-hydroxyacyl-CoA dehydrogenase (NAD+) activity; enoyl-CoA hydratase activity; NAD+ binding
Source: RefSeq, a predicted model, not a curated record
CUGACGAUCUAGUGUUGAUGAAAACUAAACUACUGCGAUAGAAAAUUCGGCCUCUAUCAAAUCUAGUUUCAGAAUAAUUAUUGCUAGAAAUUUACGUAUUUUCGUUGGCGAUGUCAACAUUGACCUUGGCUGUUAUUUGUAUAUCUGUUUUCUUAUGAUAAAGAGUAUUGAAGAAGUCACCACUAAUCACAGCUCAUUGCCAGCAAACAUCAUUGUUUGAAAAGAUAAGAUUACAGAAGAUAAAGAUUAAACAUAGAAAUGCAUAUUUUUGUGACAAAGGAUAUUUAUUUAUUGAAUUACCAAUUGAAAUGAUCUUCAAUCUUCAGUACCUUCAGUUGUCCUUUUCCGUUUCUCGAUAAUUUAUUAAAAAGAUAAGGAAAGUAAUAAAAGUGUAGUUAUUAAUAAUUUAUUUAUUUUUUGUGACAAACAAUUUCAAAACAUUUUAUGAACUGAUAUUGUCCAAAAGGAAACAAAAAGGUUACAUGAUGAAUAGAGAUGAAGCUGAAUUACAUUUCAAACAAGAAAUUAAAAAUGGAGUGGCAGUUCUUCGUCUUGAUUCACCUAAUACUGAGGUAAAUACCCUUACUGAAGCUGUUAUGGAAGAAUUUCGACAACUAUUAAAAAACAUAUCAUCAGAUGCCAGUAUAACUAGCGCAGUUAUAAUAUCCGGAAAGCCUGGAAAUUUUAUUGCUGGUGCAAAUAUUGGAAUGAUAUCAUCCUGUAAAAGUAAAGAGGAAGUUAUGCGACUAUCCAAAGCUGGUCAAGAUCUUUUAGAUGAAAUGGAAAACAGCUCGAAACCGUUUGUUGCAGCCAUAUCUGGUACUUGUCUUGGUGGGGGUCUGGAAGUUGCUUUAGCUACUCAUUACAGAAUAGCUGUUAAUAGCAAGGAAACUGGUUUAAGUUUUCCUGAGGUUCUACUAGGACUUCUUCCUGGUGCUGGUGGUACACAGAGACUGCCUAAAUUAAUAUCUUUACCUAAUGCAUUAGACAUGAUGUUAACAGGCAAAACUGUUCCAGCUGACGAAGCUAAAGAACUUGGUUUAGUUGAUCUGCUUGUCGAUCCUUUAGAUUCACCUGAAGAAAGAACUGCUGAAUAUCUGGAAGAAGUUGCUGUUAAUGUUGCACAAGACUUGGCUAGUAAAAAAUUAAAAAUUGAUCGCACCAGACCUUUAAUGGAAAGAAUAAUGAACUACGUCUUUAGUUUUCAAUAUAUUCGGGACAAAAUAUUUUCAAAAGCUAAGCAACAAGUCAUGGAAAAAACCAAUGGAUUAUAUCCAGCUCCAUUAAGAAUUUUAGAAGUUGUUAGAACAGGAAUUGAAAAAGGCUCCUCUGCUGGUUUUGCUGCUGAGUGUGAAGGAUUUGGAACUUUGACUAUGACAACCCAUUCUAGAGCCCUUAUAGGUUUGUACAGCGGACAAACUUUAUGCAAAAAGAAUCGCUUUGGAGAACCUGAAACAAAGACAAAGACAGUUGCAGUGCUUGGAGCUGGACUCAUGGGUGCUGGUAUUGCCCAAGUGACUGUUGAUAAAUCUUUCGAUGUCCUUCUGAAAGAUGAUAACCCAGACAGUCUUGCCCGUGGUCAAAAUCAGAUUUACGAUGGAUUGGACGGUGCUGUCAAAAGUAAAAGAAUAUCUUCACAAGAAAGAGAUAGGUACGUGUCUAAGUUAAAUGGAGUUUUGAACUACGACAAGUUUAGCAAUGUGGACAUGGUUAUUGAAGCUGUUUCUGAUGACUUGAACAUCAAGCACAAAGUGAUUAAAGAAAUGGAGAAGUACGUUCCUGAACACUGUAUCAUAGCCUCCAACACUUCAGCAUUGCCCAUACACAAGAUUGCUGAAGCAAGCAAGAAUCCAGAAAAAGUUGUUGGAAUGCAUUACUUUUCCCCAGUAGACGAAAUGCAGUUGCUAGAAAUUAUAACAACCGAUAAAACUUCAAAGGAUACUGCUGCAGCAGCUGUUCAAGUUGGUUUAGAGCAGGGUAAAUUGGUGAUUGUUGUCAAGGAUCGACCUGGAUUUUACACUACAAGAAUUCUAAAUCCAAUAAUUUUUGAAUCUAUCUACAUGCUCCAAGAGGGGAUUAGUCCUAAAGAGCUCGACAAAUUCACUAAAGCUUUCGGUUUUGCAGUCGGUGGUGCAACUUUAAUUGAUGAAGUGGGCAUUGAUGUUGCUACUCAUAGUGGAGAGCAUUUGGGUGGCAUAUUUGGUGAGAGAUUUUAUGGCAAAUCAGAUCUCAAUGUCAUGAAGAGCAUGGUGGCUGCUGGAUUUCUAGGACGCAAGUCUGGAAAGGGAUUGUUCCUGUACACUCCUGGUGUUAAGGAUAGAGAUGUGAAUCCUGGUGCUGGAGAUAUUUUCAAGAAGCACAAAGUAGAUUCUUUGAAAGAGUGCACUACUGAAGAGCUUCAGAUGAGAAUAAUUACAAGAUGCAUAAAUGAAGCUAUUCUCUGCUUGGAAGAAGGUAUCCUUGCCAAUCCUUUGGAAGGCGAUAUUGGUGCAGUAUUUGGUCUUGGUUUCCCACCUUUCCUUGGAGGACCCUUCCGCUACACAGACACCUACGGGGCUGAUAAGUUAGUGAAAUGGAUGGAACAAUUUAGUGCAAUUUAUGGUCCACAAUUCACCCCCUGCCAAUUGCUCUUAGAUCACGCCAAAGAUCCCAGCAAGAAAUUUCAUCCACCUGGAAAAAUUUCUUUUUUCUUAUAAAAUUUAAAUGUGUUUUAAAUGAAUUUAGUUUCAUUCUUAAAUUUCACAUACGUAUUUUUUUUUCCUUUUCUAAACCGGAAAUUUUUUUGUUUUUCUAUAAAAUAAAUGUGUCUUAAAUGAAGUUAGUAUAAUUUUUAAAUAUUACUGCAAAAAAGAGAAGAAAAAAAACAACUUUCUGAUUUUACGUAGAGUUUUUUUCCACAAGUUAUUCAUUCAUGUUAACUGUAAAAAAUAAUUGUUGAUUCUGCCUUCAUUCAAAUAAUAAUGUUUUAAAGGUGUUGCUAAAAUGAUUGUUAAUAUAUAAAAUGUUUUAAGAUUACAUGCAUCAGAUAUUUAUACAAACACGAAAUAGAUUAUAUUUUGACAUGUACAUAGCCUCUCAUAAUAUUUUUAUAGAUGUAAAUUAGAUAUUUUUAUUUUUAUAAUAAUAAAUAUCUGAAAUGAA